Messenger RNA from Olea europaea var. sylvestris, 570 nucleotides. Its product is annotated as vacuolar protein sorting-associated protein 54, chloroplastic-like. NCBI's taxonomy places the organism in Eukaryota, Viridiplantae, Streptophyta, Magnoliopsida, Lamiales, Oleaceae. The transcript is spliced from 3 exons. The record is from RefSeq and is a predicted model, not a curated record. Gene Ontology annotation, biological process: retrograde transport, endosome to Golgi; Golgi to vacuole transport. The coding region runs from base 152 to 475 and encodes 107 amino acids. Gene Ontology annotation, molecular function: syntaxin binding. Gene Ontology annotation, cellular component: GARP complex.
UGUUUUUGAUUGCUGUCAUGUCUCUUUUGGCAGUCUGGAAGCUUUCUGAUUAUGUUUCUCUUUACUUCAUUAUUUUUUAUUGUUGUCAUAUCUGAUUUUGCCCAUUAGUUACUUUCUGUUUCUGGUUCUCUUUUCCGGCUUCAAACAACUUAUGAUGAAGACAAAUAUUAAAACAAUGCAGGUUAGACUAGAGGAAGAGCGGAUUGCUAAUUUUCAAGACCAGCUUCUUCCUCUUAUCAUUGGAUUGCUUAGAACGGGAAAGCUACCUGCUGUGUUGAGAAUAUACCGUGAUACACUUGCUUCUGAAAUAAAAACUUCUGUCAAACAGGCAGUUGAGAAAAUGCAUUUGGAGUUGGAUUCUGUUUCUGGAGAUGGGAUGGUGGAUGCAGAUGGUGGGUUCACUUGCAUAUUGACCCUUCAUGAAAGUUUGAUUUUCGGACUAAAUAGCAUGUGGAGGUUCAUCGCUAGGAACUAAGUUGAAAAGUCUGUCACCCGACGGCUUUCUUAAACUUUUGGAGGAAGUUUUCAUGAUUGUACAGGUAAUGUAUACGUGCCCAUUUCUCCAACAUC